Molecule: messenger RNA, 1669 nt
Organism: Ilyonectria robusta
Lineage: Eukaryota; Fungi; Ascomycota; Sordariomycetes; Hypocreales; Nectriaceae
Exons: 1
Coding region: 51-1598 (515 amino acids)
Source: RefSeq, a predicted model, not a curated record
CCAAUAUCAUCUCAGUUGACCGACUUCAGCGUCUCGCCUAACGAAACGCAAUGGCGCGUCGCGACAGUGAUGAUUCCAACACGAGAGCAAGCGACGCAGACGAAAGACCGGAUCACAUCCGCAUCUUCUCGCCCACCCAUCGAUCAGCCUGGCAUCGCUCCCAAUACUGCGGCUCGUUGCUCUUCAAUGUCGCCGCAUUUGUCCUGCCAGCACUCUACGGAACUCUGUCGAAGCUCUGGGUCGCUCAGAUUGACUCCUCCAUGGUCGUCACCACCGACGCCUACACGUACAUGAGCACCGCAUCGGAAGCCAUCAAUGAAGGACUCCCACGAGCUGCUUGGGUCAUCAUCGGCGAUAAGGCGUCGCGACACUUGACGCGGCGGCUGCAGCUGACACAUACGCUCAUCGCCUUCCAGUCCCUGGUAGGACUGCUCUUGAGCAUCGUAUUUCUCGCUGCUGCAUCGGCCUUUGCGGAUAACUUCGUGCCGAUUGAGGUCCGAAAAGCAAGCUUGACCUACAUAAAAAUUAUGUCAUUUACGGUAUUGAGCGGUGCGGUUGAAACGGCCGUGGCAUUGGCGACGAGAGCUCUCGACAAUCCCGACGUGCCACUCGUCAUCAGUUCCAUCAAGUUUGCCGUCAACAUCAUCCUGGACCUCCUCAUCAUCUCUCGCUUCCACGUGGGUUCCUUCAAGCCCACUGUAAACAUGCAAGGCAUCAUCCAGCUGGUUUGCAACCUAGUAGCUGCCUUCGGAGGUCUUUGCUAUUUUCUCUGGUCAAACACUUUACCAGUAUGGCGCCAAACAAAACUCCGCCGCCCGUCGCAUGACCAUGGCUUCCGAGGCAGACACGAACUGUUGCCAACCUUAGAGGCAUUAAGGAUUCUUAUUCGGCCUGGCGUCAUUUUCUUUGCCGAGUCGGCCAUCAGAAACGCCCUCUAUCUUUGGCUCGUCGCCAACAUUGUUUCCUUGGGCUCCGUGUACUCGACUGCCUGGGGUGUCUUCAACACUAUCCGCUGGGGAUUGGUCAUGGUCCCUGUCCAAGCACUCGAGGCGACAUCUCUUCAGUUUGUUGGCCACAAUUGGGGCGAGUGGCGGCGGAGAAUCGGAACAGAGACCAGGCGAGCGAGGGCAACCUGGAAAGACGUAUAUGGAAUCGUCCGACCAGCUUUUCUGUCUCUGUCUCUCGCAUUAGUUGUUGAGAUUCCAGUAGCAAUCUUUCUCUCACGGUUUGGGGCUCGGAGGUUCGCCAAAUAUCUCAGCAGCUCCGACGACGUGGCGGAUGUCACUGAGUAUAUGUGGCGGACAAUCGAUUGGUGUUAUAUAUUCUACGCCAUGUCCACGCAGCUAGCAAGCGUGCUUCAGGCUACGAGGCCAAGUUGGUAUUUGUACCAAAGCCUGGUCAGUAACAUUUUCUAUGUACUUCCAUGGGCGAUCGUUUGUCAGGUUGUCAAGUUGGAUCAAGAUAACGCUUGGUCGUAUCAUCGACUCGUGUUUGGGGGAAGCCUAGUGUUCAGUUUUGUUGACAUCAUCGUGGUUGAUGCUAUCUGGGCGUGGACACUGGUAUUGGGCAAAGUAAGGCUGGAGGUAUUCCGACCUUGAAAUAUCACGUAAUAAUCCUUCAUUCACAUCUCUAUUCUGGGUGCGUACAUAUGGCUCGCGAAACUCGCAAC